UCAGUAAUGUUAUUUUAGAAGCUAGUGCCUUCAAAGAGUUUAAUUUUAAUGAUUUUUUCGUCAAAAUGUGAUAUCUUGGUGAAUAGUAGGAUAUUGUGGAAACAGUGCGUUGCUUAUGGAUCGUUCAUUUGUUCGUCGAGUAUAUUUUCGUUUGAAAGUCUCCAGAGAUAAGAAUUAUUAAAGUGCAAUACAGCAGAUAGGAUUUACGAUUUUAAUACGACAAUUUUCGUGAAAUUAUCUUGAGGUGAAGAAAAGUAUGCAACCAAAGUUCGUGUAGAGUGAGCAUAUCUUGGCGCUUAGUUCCUUUCGAUUCAAUUUAAACUUCCGCUCUCCCAUUUUGCCUAAAGGAAUCGUGCCCACUUUUUCAUUGUUCCUUAUGCAGUGUUUACGAGCAAACAUCAUCUUUCUCAACCGGUUAUAGUUCCUUUUAGCAUAAGUUUCCUUGAAGUGUUUUUGAAGUGCUGAAAUAUAAGAGAAUUCUAACUAAAAUAUAUUACUAAGCUUACUAAGACGUUUUUUGGAAAAAUACUGUGAUAUUUCAAAAAAGACAUUUAAUAAUGGAGACAAGUAACGUGGAUGGACGAAUGGAAAUUGGUGAUUUGAAUCAGAUGGAGGAAUCAAAAUUCAUGAUGACUUUUGCGGAUGUGGUGGAAAAAUGCCCAGAGGCAGCCGCCUUUUUGCUGACGCACAGACCGUAUAUGAAUGCAAAUGAAGUUUUCUCUUCACUUGAGAGAUUUUUUUAUUCGCUUUCGACGGAGGAUAAAAUGAAAAUUCUAAACUUGUACCCUGAUCUCACGGCUACAGACAAAGAUAUGACAAAAGACUCUCUCCAUGAACACAUUAAGUCGGGCCUUACAAAAAUAACUGAGCACACCCGGUCAAGUUUUGAAGAGCUAAAUACAUUGUACAGAGAAAAGUUUGGUUUCCCAUUUAUAAUGUGCGUGACAGGAAAUGACCCCGGAAAGAUCUUGUCUUCUCUGCAAAAGCGUUUGAGAAAUGAUGUAGAAUCAGAAUUAAAUGCUGACCUACAUGAAGUGAAGAAAAUCAGUCGAAUCAGAUUAUCAAAUUUGAUUGCGGCCUAAGUAAAAAAUCUGACUCAAUUGCUCAAAAUAAUUAAUUGAACACCACACACAAUCAUCGAAUCAUACACAAAGCAAUUGAAAAAAAAAAAUUACCUCUAAAACAAAUUAUAAUUUCAAAAGUUUUCCAGCAUUUUUCUCUAAAUUGGGAGAUGUUGAAUAAAUUCAUACCUUCAUCUAAAAUAUUGCAAUGUCGUUGAAAUAUUUUAUUGAACCCUCCGAAUUUUACCUCGCAUAGAACCAAGCAUGUUAUUCAAAUUUCUUCUACUAUGGCUGGAGUGAUACACAAUUGGCAGUUGAAAGUUUAUUAUUGUAAAUACAUUGGAAUGCAUAAAGUAAGAGUUCAGAUAAAACCAAAUAAACUAGAGUAUCUGUUUACAACGCAGCUGUUUACUAAAUCUGCCGGGGUAAGGAAAAACGCCGUAUAAACUUCCAGGCGUUGCCAAAUUUCCCUCGAAAUAAGAGGAAUUUUCAGAGAAAUGUGUGAAUACUUUUCAUCCAAUAUUUCAGAGAAAUUUAAUCGCAAUCAUAUUUAAAUUAUCUGAAAAUUUUGACAGAAAAUAUGUAUAACUCUCUUCAAAAAUCAAUAUUUUAUGGGAGGAGAUUUGGUAACUCUUGAAUGUUCAUAUGCCGUUUUUCCAUAGUACGGCAGUAAUAGCCUUAGUAACAAUUUAGACGUGUAUCUUUUUACAACAAGAGAGCACUCCACUUAUGCACGUAGCGAACUCAAAGAGUUAUCAUCGCAACAAACGAUUUUAGAGGCGUCAUAUUAUUAAGUUGUUAAGUUAAAGUUGAAUGACACAAACAACAACAAGCACCAGCUAUCGUAUUUACGCUAAUUUCGCGUUAUCAAGAACACACUGAUAAAAUUCGAAUGCUUUUUUACCUUCUUUUUUUGGUAACCGUUUAUUGCUGCUCGUUAUCAAAGUUAUCUGGCAUGCUCUUAAUGGCUUUGUCUCUCUUAUGACUAAUCUUUCUCGUCUUGAGAGAUGCAAUUUACAAAUAUGUUUUGAUGAAGCCGGGACUAUAAAUGUGCUGCUUUCUCUGUGGUUAUUUCUGAAAAGUAUUUUUCUGCCCUCUACUUUGUGCUUUGUGCUGAAUUUUUGUUCUGCUCAGUUUGCCACGAAGAAAUAUAAAUAUUGUGAAUACUACUGAGUAUAGUGAUUCUCAAAGUGAGUCGUAUGAAUAUCGUAUUUCGCAUACAGAAUCAUUAAAACCACGCUUUCAUUUAGACUAUAGUUCGGAGGAGCUAAAAUUUGUGUUUAUUUUAAUGUUUAAUUUAUUUGAAGAAAGUGAAGUGUGCUUUCAGUAAUAUCUGAACUAUAAUUUCCAUUAAAGUAAUCGUUCUUAAAGUUCUAAUUUAAAAAAAAGAUCAAUUCGCGGAAUUAGACAACUAGGUUUUAUUUUGAAAAAAGACAUACCGAUCGGCAACCAGAAAUACGUUGGCUAGAAUUAAAGUACGGUCACUAUAAUUUGAUUCAGUAAACCGGAAACUUAGGUAUCGAAAAAUUCCCGAAUCAGCAAAUUCCUGGUCGCGAAAAUUGGUUUUCUAUUGAUGUUUAUCGGUCAAGAAAAUCUGAUUUUUUGGUUUUGAUACCAUCAAAGAAACAUCAGGCUCUGCCACUCAUUCAUUAGAGGAGAAAACAUAUUUUGAAUAGACAGUUAAUCACAAAAGCAAACAUGGUUCAACAGUUGAAUAUUAAGGAAAUCAAUGGCAUGAACAAACCAAAAUUCAUGAUGACCUUUGGAAAUGUGGUUGAAAAGUGUCCUCAGGCAGCUCUACAUCUCCUAACUCGCCGACCGUACAUGAAUACAUACGAAGUCCUUUCUUCACUUGAAGAGUUUUUUGACGCACUUACGAUUGAAG
Messenger RNA from Bemisia tabaci, 2946 nucleotides. Lineage: Eukaryota; Metazoa; Arthropoda; Insecta; Hemiptera; Aleyrodidae. The record is from RefSeq and is a predicted model, not a curated record.